Lolium rigidum is the source of this 921-nucleotide messenger RNA. Its product is annotated as VAMP-like protein YKT61. Bases 1 to 633 code for a protein of 210 amino acids. Gene Ontology annotation, biological process: endoplasmic reticulum to Golgi vesicle-mediated transport. Gene Ontology annotation, cellular component: Golgi apparatus. The transcript has 6 exons. Gene Ontology annotation, molecular function: SNAP receptor activity. The record is from RefSeq and is a predicted model, not a curated record. Lineage: Eukaryota; Viridiplantae; Streptophyta; Magnoliopsida; Poales; Poaceae.
AUGAAGAUCACAGCGUUGCUGGUGCUCAAGUCCCCCGGCGACCCGGCUUCCGCCUCGUCGGCGGGCGGCGAGCAGCAGCAGCAGGCGGUGGUGCUAGCGAACGCGUCGGACGUGAGCCGCUUCGGCUUCUUCCAGCGGCCGGCCGCGCGCGAGUUCAUCGUCUUCGUCGCCCGCACCGUCGCGCUCCGCACCGCCGCCGGCAGCCGCCAGACCGUUCAGCACGAAGAGUACAAGGUGCAUUGCUACAACCCGAGCGGCCUCUGCGCCGUCAUCUUCACCGACGACCACUACCCCGUCAGAAGCGCCCACUCCCUCCUCAUCAAGGUUCUCGAGGAGUACCAGAAGAACUUUGGAGAGUCAUGGAGGACAGCGGAAGAGGAUGCCACCCAGCCCUGGGAAUAUCUGGAUGACGCCCUCACGAGAUACCAGGAUCCUGCAGAGGCUGACAAGUUGCUAAAAAUUCAGAGGGACUUGGAUGAAACCAAGAUUAUUCUCCACAAGACCAUUGACAGCGUGCUGGAAAGAGGUGAACGGUUGGAUAGCCUAGUAGCAAAGAGUUCAGACCUAAGUGCUGCUUCACAGAUAUUCUACAAGCAGGCUAAGAAAACCAACUCUUGCUGUACAAUCCUGUAAUAAAGUUCAUCUUCCUAGGGCAGUGGUGGUAUUGAGCUCAGCAGUGCCAAAGGCAUCUCCGUUUACCGCUUCUUAAUCCUGAGAUGUAUUGUCAUAAAACAUUACGUUGGUCUACACAGUGAAUAGGUCUUAGUCCACAGGUUCUCGUGUGAUUCUCUGCAAGUAAUGCAUAAGUAUGGUCAGGGUGUUGUUAUGAGUAGAGUUGUGUUUACUGCUGUGUUGAAGCUACUUGGUGCUGAUGAACCUUUACGGCUGCCAUAUGUUACUAACUGAUUAUUACUUGCCGCA